Messenger RNA from Talaromyces marneffei, 1065 nucleotides. RefSeq lists its product as uncharacterized. The transcript is spliced from 3 exons. Gene Ontology annotation, cellular component: membrane. Bases 1 to 1065 code for a protein of 354 amino acids. Lineage: Eukaryota; Fungi; Ascomycota; Eurotiomycetes; Eurotiales; Trichocomaceae. The record is from RefSeq and is a predicted model, not a curated record.
AUGUCGUCAUCCUCGUCCACGGGUCCUUACCUGCGCGCUCUGCGCAAAACAGAGCUGGUCGAGCUCGCUGAAAUUUCUGACUUGAAAGACUACGCCGAUCUCAAAAAAGCCGAACUCGAAGCCGCUCUCGACAGCCAUUUGCGUGCCAACAGCUCCAUCUUCUCUGGCGAGAAGCGCCUGGCUGAUUACUACCGACGUCUGUCGCAGCCUGCGCGCAUGUCGUCGCCCGUCAAGAAGGAACCCAAGUCCGAGUCCUCCGGUAUUUCUGUCGGAAGCGAGGAAAAGAGGUCGUCGCGCAGAACGCGGAAGACUUCCACCGAAGCUGAGGAAACCGAAUCGGAAAAGACUCAAACACCCGUGUCUGCUGCCGUCACUGCGCGCACCCCGGCGCGUUCACCACUCUCCUUCGUGACAGCAUUGCCUCCUUCGCCUGCCGUCGUCACCGACGCUAUUGAUCGCCAGACCACUAUCGUCCGCGAAAAGAUGUCUGACGCGUGGACCAAAUCCGGCAUCUCUGAGCGCUCAGACGCAUUGCGCGCUACACUCAGCAGCGUCAAGUCUAUUGAAACCAUCUUUGUGGUUUUGGAAUUGAUCGGAUUGGCGCGCGAAUUGAUUCCGUUGCGCUAUUUGACUACCGUCCCCGCCGUUGAGACGGUUAACACGCCUGAGAUUUCGGUCAAGAUUCCUGACUUUUUCGUCUUGAUUACCGGUACCUUUUGGGCACCUUUCUUGCUCUGGGCGAUGACCUCUCUGGUCUUGCCGCUGACUUUCGCCUACUUUUUUAACUUGAGUCUUCAUGCGCAAUCCUCUACGCACUCGCACAACACACGUCGUGCCUCUUCUACUGCGCAACAAGUGGCCAGUUUUGAUCCGUUGGUGUACAAUAUCACCAAGGCGUUGGUUUCGUACUUUGUGUAUGCGAAUCACUUCACUUUCUGGAGCACGUUCAGCCAUUUCUCGAUUGAGAAGGUUAAUGGCGCUAUUCCAGGACAGUGGCCUGGUGUUUUGACGGGAUCGGCCAUUGGCGUUUUGAUCAGUUUGUAUGAUGCUGUUCUGAGGAAGUAA